GUACUUAUGAAAUUUCUUGAGAUCGAAAAGUUUGUUAUUAUCUCUAGGAGCUGUCGUUCUUGAAUAGACUGGACGCCAUUCUCUUGUUUCUUUCCUUGUUCGGGUGAAGAAAAAAAAAAGAAAGCAAUAGAUAUCUCCAACUUUUGCCUCAUCUCCGCAAUUUUUUUUUUUCGCGCCGCGUCUCCGGCCUUCACCUCACCACUCAGCCUCCCAUUACACGCGGAAUUUUCUGGGGACCUAUUGCCACCGUCACUGCUGGGCUAAUCUGAAGUCAACUCAAAUCCAUAACGUCUGGUUUCCAACGCUCCGAGGAUCAGACGAAAAUCCGAAUCUAACCAUCCCUCCCGACCCUACCUCCAUGCUGGUGCACUGAACUCACAACCCCCAAAGCUCCACCGAUGCGCUUUCUACAGGCGAAUUCUGCUACUAGACGGAGCAUGGCGAUGAGACUUCCACUCAGUGCGCAAUGCGCUCGAGCUGCCGCCCGGAACAGCAAAACCACCACCACCACCGUCGGCAGCAAUCACGCCUACACCACCCUCUCCUCAGCCACCACAACCACUACCAGCAACACUGAAUGCCUUCGGCGAGCCAUUCUCCCCACCUCGCAACAACAGAAGUCGCACCAAAGCCCCACAUCGACACCCGUGAGCUGGAGCAGGGCCGCCUCCUCCGAUGCAGUGGUCCGGAAAUACUGGAAUGGCUUCCUGGAGCUCCAGCCGAAGCCGAACCAGCCCGCGGCCGUCUCCAAGAAGAACAAGGAGCUGCAGGAGUUGCUGCUCAAGGUCGCGGAGGUCGGCACCUCGCCCCGGCUCCGGAUGCAGGAGGCCUCGCUGCUGGGCGACAGACAUACGCAGAAACAGGUGGAGAUGGAGCUGAAGUGGCUGCCGGACCCGAAGCGGCUGGCGGAUCGGGUAGGUCGUCUGCUGCAGGCGAGGGAGAUCAUCAUGGCGGCGGCGCUGGUGCGCGCGGCGCAGAAGGAAGGACGGGAGUGCAUGGUGGCCUGGAAUCAUAUCUUUGAGUAUUGCAUGAAACAGGGGGCGACCAUGGCGGCGUAUAAGUUCUACACGGAUAUGAAAAAACGUGGCCGCAGACCCAACUCCCACACCUAUACGAUCAUGAUGAAUGGGUUCAGUGUCUAUAAUCCGCGGGAGAAGGCGAAGAAUGUGGACGCCGCGAUGCGUGUAUAUCGGUCUAUUGAGGAGAAUCCGGACGUGGAGCGGGAUAUCAUCCACAGCAAUGCGAUGCUCAAGGUUUGCUGGCUCCAGGAAGACAUGGAUACCUUGUGGCGGGUUGCGGGAGAUCUCCCCGAGGAAGGGCCCGGGUCACCCAACGCUCACACCUACACGAUCAUUCUGCGCGCUAUUCAGAGUCGCCUGGAGCGUAGCACGCAGGAUAUCCCCUCCAAACAUGUCCGCCCGCACUGCGAGAAGAGGAAGACGGCCAUCACUGAAGGCAAGCGGGUUUGGGCUGAUGUUGUUUACCGCUGGAAGAAAGGUCAGCUGCAGCUCGAUAACCACCUGGUCCAUUCGAUGGCUGAGCUGCUCUUGAAUGCAUUCAGCGACUACAAUUGCUGGGAGGUGCUGGCUCUGUACAACCAGACGGCGGGACUGCCCAUUUUCGCCAACAAGCCCUCGCCGGAGAAGGAAUACGAAGACAAGUGGGCCAACAAGCGGCAUGGGAAGCGUCGUGACGGGCCAAAUGCCGACUAUUUGCCCUUUGUGAACCACAACAACGAGCCGAUCGAAACCGAGGCUACCAAGGAAUCGGAAUCGGAAAUCGUGGAGGAGGAGGAGCAGGAGCAGGAGCAGGAGAACUUCGACCACUUGUUCGAUCCUGUCAGCGAUGCCAACGGCUCUUCAGCCCCAGCCCUGAUUACCCUCGGUAACCGAGAGAUUGACGUGGUGCUGGAGGCCUGCUUAACCAUGGUGCAAGGAAUGCGACCUGGCAAACAGUACUGGGAAUACCUAACGCGCGAGGGUCGCGCGGACCUGAUCAAGCCUGACGCGGCGGCGAUUCACCAAUAUCUGCGUCUUCUCCGCUACAGCCGAUCGACCCGGGAAGCCAUCGCGGUGAUCCGCGACCAGAUGGUGCCCGCUGGGAUCACCGAUCCCAAAACCUUCCACAUUGCGAUGAGUGUCUGCCGGCGCGACACUCGUAAUGGAAACAUCUUGCGACUGGCCGACGAGAUGCUCGAUAUCAUGGAGGGCGCGCUCGUGCUUCCGGAGCCGCGUGCUCUGGUGGGCUACCUCGACCUCGUCCAGUCCCUGAAGGAGAACCCCCAGCUUCUGCUGUCGUUGCUCGGCUUGGAGGGUGCCUGGAAGGCUCGGGCGAGCAACUUCCAGGACAAGGGCCGGAGCUUGUACGUGGGGUUGCAGCUGCACGCCGUCAAGAAACUCUUCCCUCACCUCGUGAAAUUGGACGAAGCCACGUUACCGUACCUCCCGAAGACGGAGGAAUAUGAUACGGCGGACCUCCCUCCGCCUCACAACCGCGACUCGACCUUCGGGCUCUAUGGCUCGAAGAUUGCCCAGGCGAUGAACGAGACAGGCCGAGUGAUUGACGAGCUGGUGCAGCGGCACAGAAACAAGAACUUCUUGAGUAAAGAACUCCUUGCGGAUCUGCAGGAGAAGCGAAGCAUGCUCAAGAAAUACUCCCAUGCCCGGAUCAACAGGCACAUUCGCGAUAUUCGCGUGGAUGCGACUGCCAGCCAGGUCGAAGCGUUUGACCAGAAGCUGGAGAAGCAGCUGGAGAAGCAGGAGCAGCAGGAGAAGCAGAAGAAGCAGGAGAAGCCGCAGGAGGAGGUGGAAGAAAAGACAGAGGUAGCCGAUGCGAAGGCGGAUUAGUCUCGGCACUGUAUAGAACCAUCAUCACCUCUCCCAACAUGUACUUUUGUCAUCUAUAGCAUUUCCAGGGCGUUGGUAUAUAGGUCUUGUUUGUUUGUACAACAACAUGCUUUUUUCUCUUCUGUAUAGAUGAUCGGUGGUAUACAGGAG
Molecule: messenger RNA, 2996 nt
Organism: Aspergillus aculeatinus CBS 121060
Lineage: Eukaryota; Fungi; Ascomycota; Eurotiomycetes; Eurotiales; Aspergillaceae
Product: pentatricopeptide repeat-containing protein
Exons: 2
Coding region: 399-2846 (815 amino acids)
Molecular function (GO): protein binding
Source: RefSeq, a predicted model, not a curated record